AUGGUAGGUGGAGGCAUCCUGAAGGUUGGUGGAAGAGGCUGGCAGGUGGAGGGUCAGGGUAAGACCAGCUCUGCCACACUGCCACUCACCUACCAAUGUUGUGAGGAGCAACUCAAGAUCGACAAGAGAACCACUUGCUUCAUGCUGCCCAUCGGGACCAACAUCAACAUGGACGGAACUGUUCUUUAUGAAGUGGUGGCAGUAGUUUUCAUCGCCCAGCUGAACCACAUCGACCUCAACUUCGGAGAGAUAAUUACCCUUUGUUUGACAGCAGCAGUGUCCAGCAUAGGAGCAGCAGGGACGCCAGUUGGAGCAGCGACUACUCUCUUUGUUUUGACGGCGGUUGGUCUACCUGCGAAGGAAGCCUCUAUUCUCGUGAUUGUAGAAUGGAUCCUGUACGUAAAAUCUGUUGUUCAGGAAUAA
Larimichthys crocea (large yellow croaker) is the source of this 423-nucleotide messenger RNA. RefSeq names its product excitatory amino acid transporter-like. The record is from RefSeq and is a predicted model, not a curated record. NCBI's taxonomy places the organism in Eukaryota, Metazoa, Chordata, Actinopteri, Sciaenidae. Gene Ontology annotation, molecular function: glutamate:sodium symporter activity; neutral L-amino acid transmembrane transporter activity; L-glutamate transmembrane transporter activity. Gene Ontology annotation, cellular component: plasma membrane. Gene Ontology annotation, biological process: L-glutamate transmembrane transport.